UAUCUAUAUACGAGUAGAGUAUGUUAGGUUACAGGUCAAAUGUCAAGAUCCAAUAGACGUGCAAAUAAUUUGCAUAAUCUAUUAAGAAGACUAAGAUGAUAAUGUGUAUUAAAAAAAACUUCAGAAGUCAAUGAUCUGUGGGUGGCAUUUUAAGUUCUUCUGUCGAAUUACUUGAAGUCGAAAGAUCUUGAAAGGAAAGGGAAGGAUCGGAGAAGCACUUGGUUUGACAGUACUGAGUUACAAUAAUGGAAAGAGGAAAAGAAAGUGAAGGAGAAAGAGAGAAAGGACAAGCAAUAAAAUUAUCGAAAAGAGAAACUCUCUUCAACUACUGUGGAGGAUUCCUUGAAGCGGCCUUCUACAAAAUACUGGGACUAUGUUCUACAACUGAUCAGGUGUCGUUUUCUGCUCUUCGCAAGGUGAUGGAGAAUCUUGCUAAAUCAAGUGGCGCCAUGACGGAGGAGCAGUUGGACUUUCUCCUUCUGAAUCUCCAUCAUCUAUCCAAGUAUCGUGCUGAACAAAUUUUUCCUUCUGUAAAUGAAUAUGAAAUUCUUCAGAUUGUAUGUGGCAACAUAAGAGAUUUCCAUCGGUUGAAAAUGAAUGGCUGCGUUGAGCAUGAGAUAAUUGAAAAUGUCUUACCUCACUUUCAACUAAUGGCUGAGAGAAUAGGACACUUCCUUUUGGAUGAUGAUGAAUUAAUUGAUAGAGACUAUAGACUCUCAAAGCCAGCACAUCUACUCUUGAACAUUAUUCCCACUCAGUUGGAAGUUAUGCACAUGUGUCAUAAAAAUUUGAAAUCUUCAACAUCAGCAGAAGUUGGACGCUUCAUUGAGCAUCUCUCAGAAACCUCUCCAGACAUUCUUCGAGAAUAUCUCAUUCAUCUACAAGUGCAUAUGGUAAAUGUUAUUACUACUAGCACUUCAGAGGCUCGAAACAUUCAUGUCAUGAUAGAGUUCCUAUUAAUCAUUCUUACUAAUAUGCCAAAGGAGUUUAUUCAUCAUGACAAAUUAUUUGAUCUCUUGGCACAUGUUGGAGAACUUAUCAGGGAGGUAUCAACUCUUGUUCGUUACUUAGAAGAGAAUUCCAGAAAUGAAGAGAGUACCAUUGACCAUGCAACUUUGGACUUGAUGGAAAAUAUUGAACUCAUGAAAGAAGAUCUCAAACAUGUUUACUUAAAAUCCCCAGACUCGUCUCAACUAUACUUCCCUAUGAGUGAUGGAUCCCUCUUUAUGCAUCUUUUACUCAGCCACUUAAACGAUUUGCUCAAUUCCAAUGCUUACUCAGUUGCAUUGAUAAAGGAAGAAAUUAAGCUGGUGAAAGAAGAUCUAGAAUUCAUAAGAUCUUUUUUGAUAAAUGUUGAGCAAGAAUUUUAUAAAGAUCUCCGGGCACGUGUUUUAGAUUUGGCAUUUGAGGCAAAAGAUGUCAUUGAUUCAAUUAUCGUACGAGAUAAUGGUCUCUUACAUCUUAUUUUCUCACUUCCUUUUGUCAUAAGAAAAAUCAAGCUUACCAAAGAAGAGGUCCCUAAUUUACUUGACAAGAUUCAAAAGAAUAAGGGCCUCAUUAUUGUGAAGUCUCCCACCAAGCAUGUUGAAAGGAAGUCUUUAACAACUGGUCAAACAAUCGUAGGUUUUAAAGAGGAGACAGAUUUGAUUAUUAGUAAGCUCACCAGUGGACCGAAAAUGCUAGAUGUCAUUUCGAUCACUGGUACGCCGGGAUUGGGUAAAACUACUCUGGCUUACAAAGUGUAUCAUGAUAAGUCAGUUUGUAGUCAUUUCGACAUUCGUUCAUGGUGUACAGUUGAUAAAAAAUAUGACGAGAAGAAGUUGUUGGAGGACAUUUUUAAUCAAGUUACUGGCUCAGCUUCGAAAUACAGAGAUAAUAUUGAUGUUGCUAAUGAGCUACGGAAACAUCUGUUUGGAAAGAGGUUCCUUAUCGUCUUAGAUGACUUAUGGGAUAUUGCAGCAUGGGAUGAGUUAACAAGACCUUUUCCGGAAGCUAAGAAAGGAAGUAGAAUUAUUUUGACAACUCGAGAUAAGAAAGUGGCUUUGUAUGCACAAUGCCACAGUGUUCCUCUUGACCUUAGAUUGCUAAGGCCAGAAGAAAGUUGGGAGUUAAUAGAGAAAAGGGUCUUUGAAAAUGGAAGUUGCCCCGAUGAACUACUGGAUGUUGGGAAAGAAAUAGUCCAAAAUUGUAAAGGGCUUCCUUUGGUGGUUAAUCUGAUGGCUGGAGUCCUUGCUGAGAAGGAAAAGAAAAGGACUGUUUGGCUUCAAGUUCGAAAUAAUUUGCAUUCCUUCAUUUUACAGAAUGAAGUGGACGUGAUGAAGGUUAUAGCAUUAAGUUAUGACCUUUUACCAGAUCACCUAAAGUUGUGCUUGAUUCACCUUGCAAGUUUUCCGAAGGACAAAGCAAUUACAGUCUUUACUUUGAAACUUUUAUGGCCUGCUGAAGGAUUUUUGGAACAGAGAGAGAUGAAGAGUGUGGAAGAAACGGUUGAGGUUUAUCUGGAUAUUUUAAUUUCCAGUAGCUUGGUUAUUUCUUUCAAUGAGAGAGGUAAACACCCAACUUGCCAAAUUCAUGAUCUUGUGCAUGACUUUUGUUCCAUAAAAGCAAGAGAGGAAAAGUUGUUUGACUUGAUAACUUCAAGUGCUCCAUCAUCAUCUUCUUCUUUAGAUUUGAUGCCACGUCAAAUGGCCAUUGAAUAUAAUAAGGAUCGCUUUUGGGAUAGCAAUUUUGUGUUGUUCGAUCCAAAAAAGAGAAGGCAUUCUGGUAAACACCUCUAUUCUUUGACCAUAACUGAAGACGAGUUGCACGACAGUCUUUUGGAUAUAUGUCACCUAAGGCACUUGAGGCUUCUUAGACUCUUGCUCCUGCAUCAAUCUUUUAUCAAGGUGAAUGAUUCUUUGCUGAAUGAAAUAUGCACAUUGGUCCAUUUGAGGUUCUUAUACAUUAGGACAGAAGUUAAAUUUCUGCCCUCCUGUUUUUCAAAUCUCUGGAAUCUUGAAACAUUGUGGGUGAAUAACGAUGGACCACCCUUGGUACUACUACCGACAAUUUGGAAUCUUGUAAAGCUGCGAGUGCUGGCCAUAUAUGAUUGUUCUUUCUUUGAUUUAGAUACAGAUGAACCAAUAUCGAUAACAGAGGACUCAAAGUUAGAGAAGCUGAGAAUAUUAUGGGGACUCAAACUUUCCUAUUCGAAAGACACGGAGGAUCUUUUCAAAAGGUUUCCCAAUCUUCAAGAGCUUAGUUUUAAUCUCAAGGAAUCUUGGGAUUGCUCUACAGAACGAUAUUGGUUCCCGAAAUUGGACGUUCUAAAUGUACUAGAAUCUCUCAAAUUAACUUUUGAAAGUUCAAAUGAUAGUGCGCCGUCUGUAGCGACGAAUCGGUUGUGGGAUUUUUUCCUCCCUUUGAGUUUGAAACUAUUGAUGCUGCUUAAGUUUCCUCUGACAUCUGAUUCACUAUCAACAAUAGGAAGACUGCCCGAGCUUGAAGAGCUGUACCUUGUAGACACAAUCAUGGAGGGGGAAGAGUGGAACCUGGGAGAGGAAGACACCUUCCAGAAUCUCAAAUGUUUGACAUUGCAGCGAGUGACUCUUGCUAAGUGGGAGGUUAGAGAGGAAUCCUUUCCUGCUCUUGAGAAAUUACGACCGUGGGAAUGUCCUAAGCUUGAGGAGAUUCCCCCUAGUUUCGGGGAUAUUUGUUCAUUGAAAAGUAUCGAACUGUGGAGGAGCCCUCAACUUGAAGCGUCUGCCCUGAAGAUUAAGCAAGAAGUUGAAGAUAUGACGGGAGAAGACAGGAUUCAGGUCGUUGUUGACGGGAUUCAGGUCGUUGUUGAGUGAUUAAGUCUUGAGCGCUCUUACCAAGGGAAAAUAUGUGAGUAUAGACGAACUUAUUACCUCCUCCAUUUCAUUUUAUGUGAAAGAGUUUGCAGAGUGCAUGUACAUCAGCUUUUGAGGCUAAAGAUGCAUUUCUCCAUGCUAUUUCACUCCUUUUCUUUUACUCUGUUGUAAUUUUCUUUACUGUUUCAGCAAAUGUGACGAGUACUCUCAAUUUUUCUUCUUGAAAUACUAUUACUUGAAUGCAUAUUACUAUAUGAUUUAAUUAA
Messenger RNA from Nicotiana attenuata, 4099 nucleotides. RefSeq names its product putative late blight resistance protein homolog R1A-3. Bases 246 to 3833 code for a protein of 1195 amino acids. The transcript is spliced from 4 exons. The record is from RefSeq and is a predicted model, not a curated record. Gene Ontology annotation, molecular function: ADP binding. NCBI's taxonomy places the organism in Eukaryota, Viridiplantae, Streptophyta, Magnoliopsida, Solanales, Solanaceae. Gene Ontology annotation, biological process: defense response to other organism.